AUGCUCGUGCAAAUCCUCGCGCUCUCCUUCAGCUUCACGCCGACGCCCCCGGCAAAGUCUGGGGCGGCGGCGGUGCACUCUCGCCGCAGUGCCUUCUCGCUGGGCACGUCGCUCGGACUUGCGCCACUGCUCUUCUCGUCCAGGGCGCUCGCGGCUUGUGACAUCGAGCCAGAGUGCUCCUCGCCCAACCUCGGCGCGCCACGGUGGAGCAAGGCCGGCCAGCAAGCUGCUCGUGCCCUAGCGGACGUGCGUCUCAAGGAGGAGUCCAUCGCCAAGGCUGCCGCAGACAAGAAGGCGGCCGAGGAGGAGGCUGCUAGGCAGAAAGCUGCCGCCGAGGCUGCAGCGGCCGCGGCGGAGAAGACUAAGAAGGAGGAAGAGCAGGCAGCGGCAGCGGCAGCGAAGGCCAAGGCGAAGGAGGCUAAGGCUGCGCCGCCCAAGGCCGCGGCCCCAAAGGCGGCAAAGCCGGCCCCUUCGAAACCUGCGGCAAAGGCAGCUCCGGCCCCGAAAGGCGGCGGCGGCGAGUGCACGAAGCUUAUCACCGGCCGUGAGGUCUGCAAGUAA
Molecule: messenger RNA, 561 nt
Organism: Emiliania huxleyi CCMP1516
Lineage: Eukaryota; Haptophyta; Isochrysidales; Noelaerhabdaceae
Exons: 1
Coding region: 1-561 (186 amino acids)
Source: RefSeq, a predicted model, not a curated record